Messenger RNA from Ostreococcus lucimarinus CCE9901, 999 nucleotides. RefSeq lists its product with no specific name. Gene Ontology annotation, biological process: polyamine biosynthetic process. The record is from RefSeq and is a predicted model, not a curated record. Lineage: Eukaryota; Viridiplantae; Chlorophyta; Mamiellophyceae; Mamiellales; Bathycoccaceae. Bases 1 to 999 code for a protein of 332 amino acids. The transcript has a single exon.
AUGUCGGCGCGCGCGUUCGCGUUCGCGUCGGCGUCGCGCGCGCAGCCGACGCGCGCGCUCGCGCGCCGUCGCGACGCGCGGAGACGCGCGUCGAACGCCGACGGCGCGUCGUCCUGGACCGUCGUCGUCGAUCGCGCGUCGUCGCGCUUCGGCAGCGACCUGCUCGUCGAGCGCGUGUCGAGCGACUGCCCGAACGCCGCGUUCGCGGGCGCGCUGGUGCUGACGCGCGCGGACGCGCCCGACGCGGUGCUGAGCGAACGACGAGACGACGGACGCGAGUCGCGGUCGGGACGCGCGGUCGGGCGAGGCGGGGUGUUCGACGCGUUCGCGACGCUGCCGGCGACGCUCGAGGGCGAGGCGAGACGAGGGAAGAAGACGAUCGGAAUAUUAGGCCUGGGGGCGGGCACGUGCGCGGAAAUCAUGGCGGGACAUCACGACGACGUGGACAUGAUCGGGUGGGAGCUGGAUCCAGCCAUCGUGGAACUGGCGAGACGACACUUCGCGGUGGGGGAUUUGGAACGCGAGGGGAGGUUGCGCGUCGUCACGGGGGACGCGUUCGAGGGGUGCGCGCGGAGCGAGAUCGAGUUCGAUGGACUCAUCGUCGAUUGUUUCGAUGAGAAUUCAGUCGUGGUGGCGUGUUUGAAGGAUAAAGCGACGUGGGAGGCGUUGGCGGCGCGACUGAAACCGGGCGGUCGCGUCGUGGCCAACGUGAGCACGGGACGAGGGAAAGGCGCGAAGCUGGACGACGCCAUCGCGUGCGCGCAGGCGCUCGCGGACGCGACGUCGGAUGAAGUCACGAUUUGGCGCGCGGGGGCGUGUUCGAUAUGGAACGAGCUCAUUUUGAGCGGGCCCGAGGUGAAUUGGCGUCGCGUCGCGGACGAGUACGGCGAUUUCGCGAGUUUGACAAAGGAUUGGUUUUACUUUAAAAAGCCAGCGGACGCGGCUUCCGGCGCGCCGUGGCUCGCGAAAACGCUCGGGGUAGACAACGAUAGCGCAUAG